Molecule: messenger RNA, 2016 nt
Organism: Condylostylus longicornis
Lineage: Eukaryota; Metazoa; Arthropoda; Insecta; Diptera; Dolichopodidae
Product: lipase 1-like
Exons: 3
Coding region: 402-1652 (416 amino acids)
Biological process (GO): lipid metabolic process
Molecular function (GO): hydrolase activity, acting on ester bonds
Source: RefSeq, a predicted model, not a curated record
UUAAUAACUAUUGAAUAAGAACGUGUCUGGAAUAAAACAAGUUUAAAUUUUUUUGUUUAUAAACUUGUACCUUUUCAUUGUAAUCAUUAAAAUAUUGUUUAUAAAGUAAAUUUUUUCUUGAAUAAGAACUAGUCUGCCUGUGGCUUUCAAACAACUUGUUAUCUUAACACAUUUACGUUAAGCGUUUAAAUAAUUAGGCAUAAAAUUAUAUAAUUGAAUUCGUUUUUUUUUUUAUAUUUUGAGCUUUAUGCAAAUUUAGAAUAAUAUACAAAGUUUUAACGAUAUGUAGGUAAAUAUAUACAAUAUGUAAAUGCGUUUAUAUACAAAAACAAAUACUCAUGUUAUUACAAUUUUUUUUAAAAAUAAGAGAAAAUUAGUGAUUUAUUUAUUAAAAAGUUAAAAUGAGUCAGAAAAUUUUUAUAUUUAUGAUAUUGGUAUUGAAUCGAGAAACUGGUGUUAAUAAGGGUGAAGUUUAUGAUAUAGCAGAAUCAACAUUUAAUGAAGUGAAAGCUUUAUUUGAAGAUCAUUAUCGAAUUGAGGAACAUGAAACUAUAACACAAGAUGGUUAUAUAUUAAAAUUAUAUAGAAUACCACCAAAAUAUAAUGAUUCAAAUUUAUAUGAGAAUAAUACAACAAAAUCACCGAUAUACAUGCAUCAUGCAUUAGCAGUAGAUUCAUCAUCAUGGUUUUGGAGUAUACCAAAUGAUGUUGCUUUACCAUUAACAUUAUCUGAUGCCGGCUAUGAUGUAUGGCUAGGAAAUGCUCGUGGUAGUUAUUCUUCACGCAAACAUUCAAAAUUAAAUUAUAAAACUUCAAGAGAAUAUUGGGAUUUUACAUUUCAUGAAAUUGGUAUAUAUGAUUUACCAGCUGUUAUUGAUUAUAUUUUGAAGAAAACCAGUUCACAAAAAUUACACUAUAUUGGCCACUCACAAGGAACUGCAGCAUUUUUUGUAUUAGCAAGUGAAUUGACAAAGUAUAAUGAAAAAAUUUUAUCAUUUCAUGGUUUAACACCAACAGUGUUUAUGGAAAAUAUUGGUAGUUCUUACGUACAAUUUCUAUCAGAAAAAUUUGGUAAUACUAAUGGAUUAUACUAUGAAUCUUCUAGCAAACCACCACCUAUUAGUGUACAUAGAGCAUCUAGAUAUACGUCCCAAUUUUGUCAAAUUUUUUAUUAUAUGAAAUUUUGUACUUUAUUAUAUGGUCACAUAUUUGGAUCUAAUGGAUCACAUAUAAAUGAGGAAACUGCAAUAAAUAUUUUCAAAAAUACUCCACAAGGAACAUCACUUAAAAGUACUUUACACUUUUUUCAAAUGGUGCACACAGGACGAUUUCAAAAAUAUGAUUAUGGUGAAGAACUAAAUCAUAAAAUAUAUGGAAGAGCACAGCCAUCGAAUUAUGAUUUAAAGAAAAUUACAUGUCCAGUAUUUUUGUAUUAUUCCGAACACGAUUUAUUUAAUAGUUUUAAAGGAAAUAUUCGUUUAUCACAUACAUUGAGGCCCGAAACAUUAUACUUGAACUAUACAGUACCAUCAGAAUAUAAAUUUAAUCAUAUGGAUUUUAUUCACGGAAAAAUUGCUAGAAAAUUGAUAUUUGAAAAAAUACUGAGGGGUCUAGAACAUGUUGCCGAAAAAGAAUUAAAUUUAUUUUUAUAAAGUAUAUGUAUAUAAAUAACAACACGUGCACAUGCUUAUGUAAAUAUAGCCAACCAUGGUCAUCUGUGAUAUUAUUAAAAUUUCUUACAUAUUAUAUAGAUAAUAAUUGUUAAAAUCUAAAAAAAAAAAUUCUUAAAAAUAACUUAUAUUUCAUUGUGUAAAGUAGAAUUUCUGUUUAUGAAUCCUACGAAAAAGAUCUAAAAACUCAAAUUUAAAUUUAGAAAAUAUACUCAAUUUAUAAAUUAGAAUGAAAUUUGAUUUUAAAUUCAUUAUCCGUAAAAAUUAUGGUAUUAUCGUUUACAAAUAUGUUUAACCACUUCGAGAACAUAUUUUUUGCUAUCCAGAUGAUCUUUAUUUAGCAGUG